Molecule: messenger RNA, 1744 nt
Organism: Austrofundulus limnaeus
Lineage: Eukaryota; Metazoa; Chordata; Actinopteri; Cyprinodontiformes; Rivulidae
Gene: pla2g12b
Product: phospholipase A2, group XIIB
Biological process (GO): phospholipid metabolic process; cholesterol homeostasis; arachidonate secretion
Cellular component (GO): extracellular region
Molecular function (GO): calcium ion binding; A2-type glycerophospholipase activity
Source: RefSeq, a predicted model, not a curated record
CAGCUGCUGUUUUUGUCAACACUUUCUGAUCACCCUCCUAACAGCUCACUCUGUGGAGACCUUUGUUGGAUUGCUGCCAGCUGGACACCAUGUUGCUCCGGGCUGUGGUCCUGCUCCUCCUCUGCACGUCUUUGGGCGUUUGUGCCACUUUAGGCUACUACCAGACUGACACUAAAGAGGAGGCAGCUGCUCCUGUAGAAACAACCCAACACCUCACGUCUGAGCAGGGAGCUGAGCGAGCUGCCAGUCCUCCUCUGGGAGCUCUCACCCGGGAACCACCUCCUGCUGUGGGCCAAGACAACGAGAUCAGGCCAGUCCAGACCAACGUGUCCCCAAAGAAACCUGCAGCAGAAGAAGAUGCUGACAGCUGGAGCCUGAACUCCAUCAGAAGCAGUUUUCAGACUGUGCACGGAUACUUUGACUCCCUGGUGGAGCUGGUUGGAGGACGCAACGGUGUGUGUCAGUACCGCUGCAGAUAUGCCUGUGAAUCGAUGGCAGAUGCUCUCUACAACACGCUGUGGACUCUCGGCUGCAGGCCUUACAUGAACAGCCAGAGGGCAGCGUGUCUCUGCGAGGGAGAGGAGAGGGACGAACUGUGACACGAAACACUGUGGAACUAUCCACCACUCUUUACCUUCAAAGAGAAACAACAGAGUCAUGGAUGUUUUCAUAAACGACAACAGAAAAGUCCUCUAAAAGUUCAGACAACAGGAACUAAAAAAAAAAGAGGUCCAAAUAGAAAAUUCAAGGGAUUUGUUUCACAGGAUUUAAUCAUAUCAACUGAUAAUACGUGUCUGCACACAACUCGUUCAGAAUUUUAAUUCUCAGCUCAUGAAUAUUUACUUUUUGGUUCUCUUCAUUCAGGUCAAAUUUGGGCCUCUAUGACUCCAUUACCAUAAAUUACUCUGUGACUCCAAACAAAGUGCCUGAGAAGAAGAUGAGGAGGAUAUUGUAGUCGGAUUAAUUUCCUCCAGAGAGAAAGUUGCCAGAUAAUUCCUGACUGCUGCUGCUAUCAGCUCACAUGUUAAGUCAUUGCUUGUAAAUGUAAUGUACUGCUAUGUUAAUGUUUGAUUUAAGUUAUUAGACGCUUAUUUUCUACUUUCUAUGAACAAACUCUUGCCUAAUUGUAGGUCAAGCGCCAUGAUUACCUGCUAAUGUGAUCUGCAGGCACAGUUUGCUCACAUCUGCCAGGCCCGUGAUUUAACCGAGCAAAAAUGCAUCUCUGAUUGCUCCGCUUGUGGUUUCAUAAGUCUUGAAACCACCGAAAUAAAAAACCCAAACUCGAGUCAGUUGUCAAGCUGUAAUCGAGAAAUGUCCGAAUGUGUGACCCAGAUAAACAGGCGUCACGCUGCAGUUGUUAGACACAAACUGCGAUCGCUUCGAGUGGUUUCUAAUGAAAACGUCAAUCACGUUAUUGCCAGUAAAUAGUGCAGUGACACGGAGUGGUGAAAUUGGGAUGUGCUUMAAAAUCAGCAGCAAUAUAAAUAUCAGAGUGUGUGUGCAGUACAAAGGGACGGUGCAAUAAAGGUUUUCUUUUCUUCCCUAACUACCAAAUAAAACUGAAACGAUGAGUCSAGUUGGGUUAUUUCAGUGACAUCAUCUUCUUAUGGUUUCUGUUUUCUCUUGAUGUUAGGACCAGAGGUGGGCAGUACCAAAGUCAAUUUAUGYGAUGACUGUUUUGAGAUUUUUAUUUUUAACUUUUACUCCAACACAUUUAACAAUAAAAGUCAAACUUUUGACUCCA